AUGUCCACGAAUCGACUCCCGCUUGGGGCUCAGAUGAAGGGUGACUUCAAAGUGGGAACUGCGUUCCCGUCUUGUCUGUUCGAAACGGAUGCCCAUUCACUUCUUCAUUUGUUCACCUGCUUCCAUGUCCAUGCACGGCGAGGGGCUCAUUUUAAUGCUUCAUCUACUUUCCACUUUUCAGGUUCAGCUCGAAACGCUGAGAUGGUCUCGACAUGUCUGGACGGCCUGUUCGCGUUGACCCUGUCUUCUGGCCGGUGCCUCCAUUCGGCCGCUUUCCGACUCCUCCACUGUUUUCUCGACACUUCAUCCUCGCCAGCCACAGCCACAGCCAAGCAUCCACGAGCACUGGCCGGCCCGAUCGACUCGGUCAGCUCGAGAGCCUCGCUGGCGUCGGACGAUGAGGCGGUGGUCGAGCUCAGGACAAGUCUUUUCGAGGGCCUUGAUCAAGCGCUUCAAGUCUCCGUCCAGCCGAGCCUUCAGGUCAGUGCUCUCUGCUUAAGAUCUCCCGCUCCGGACACUGAUCCGGACGACCUUUGCUUCGAGCCCAUUCGAUCAGGCCUGCCUGGCACGGAGGAGCACAUCGCAUUCGGCCUCCUGUCGACUCUCAAUCAAGGCGUAGUCCACAAGCCGAAAAUUGUCAUCUAA
Messenger RNA from Protopolystoma xenopodis, 645 nucleotides. The record is from the annotation of a GenBank genome assembly. Lineage: Eukaryota; Metazoa; Platyhelminthes; Monogenea; Polystomatidea; Polystomatidae.